Onychostoma macrolepis is the source of this 6625-nucleotide messenger RNA. Its product is annotated as mucin-2-like. The transcript has a single exon. NCBI's taxonomy places the organism in Eukaryota, Metazoa, Chordata, Actinopteri, Cypriniformes, Cyprinidae. Bases 211 to 6576 code for a protein of 2121 amino acids. The record is from RefSeq and is a predicted model, not a curated record.
AGUUUCACAUCACGUACAACAGCUUCUGAGCUGACUACCAGUUUCACAUUACAUACGACAACUCCCAAGCCAAAUACCACUUUGACAUCACGUUUGACAACUCCCGAGCCAGCUACAACUUUAACAUCACAUACGACAACUCCCGAGCCAACUACCAGGUUCACAUCACAUUUGAAAAUUCCUGAGCCAUCUGACAGUUUCACAUCACAUAUGACGACAACUGAGACAACUACAAGUUUCACAUCUCAUACAACAUCUUCUGAGCCAACUACGAGUUUCACAUCACAUACAACAAGUCAUAAACCAAUUAGAAGUUUAACAUCACAUGUGUCAGCUCCUGAGCCAACUACCAGUUUCCCAUCACAUACAACAACUAACAAUCCAAAUCCAAGUUUAAAGUCUUCCACUACAACAACUUCCGAGCCAACUACCACUUUCACAUCAUUUACGACAACUCCCGAGCCAACUUCCAGUUCCACAUCACAUGCAACAAUUCCUGAGGAAACUUCAAGUUUCACAUCAUAUACAUCAACUCCGGAGCCAACUUUCAAAUCACAUACGAACACUGCAGAGAACACUAGAGGAUUCACAUCACAUACAACAAAUCAUAAUCCAAAUACAAGUUUCACAUCACACACAUCAACUCCUGAGCAAACUACAACACAUACAACAAAUCACAAUUCAACUAAUAGUUUCACAUCACACACAACGACUCCCAAACCAACUACUAGUUUCACAUCACAUACAACAACUGACAAUCCAACUACCACUUUCACAUCAUAUACAACUCCUGAGCAAACCACAAGUUUUACAUUACACACAACAAAUCACAGUCCAAAUACAACUUUUCCAUCACACACAACGAUGCACAAUCCAACUACAAGUUUCAAGUCACAUACGACAACCCCAGAGACAACUACCAGUUUCACAUCACAUACAACAACUCAGAAUCCAAAUACAAGUUUCACAUCUCAAACAACAUCUUCUGAACCAACUACUAGUUUCACAUCACAUGUGUCAACUCCGGGGCCAACUACCAGUUUCCCAUCACAUACAACAACUAACAAUCCAAAUACAAGUUUAAAGUCACAUAAAACAACUCCCGAGCCAGCGACCAGUUUCCCAUCACAUACAAAAACUAAAAAUUCAAAUACAAGUUUAAAGUCUUCAAGUACAACAACUUUCGAGUCAACUACCACUUUUACAUCAUAUACGACAACUCCCGAGCCAACUUCCAGUUCCACAUCACAUGCAACAAUUCCUGAGGCAACUUCAAGUUUCACAUCAUAUACAUCAACUCCCGAGCCAACUUUCAAAUCACAUACGACAACUUCAGAGACAACUAGAGGUUUCACAUCACAUACAACAAAUCAUAAUCCAACUACAAGUUUCACAUCACAUACAACAAAUCAUAAUCCAACUACAAGUUUCACAUCACAUACGUCAACUCACGUGCCAAAUAAUAGUUUCACAUCACACACAACGACUCCCAAACCAACUACUAGUUUCACGUCACAUACAACAACUGAGCAAAACACAAGUUUUACAUUACACAUAACAAAUUACAGUCCAAAUUCCACUUUUCCAUCACACACAACAAUGCACAAUCCAACUACAAGUUUCAAGUCACAUACGACAACCCCAGAGACAACUAAAAGUUUCACAUCACAUACAACAACUCAGAAUCCAAAUACAAGUUUCACAUCUCAAACAACAUCUUCUGAACCAACAACGAGUUUCACAUCACAUACUACAAGUCAUAAACCAACUACUAGUUUCACAUCACAUGCGUCAACUCCGGAGCCAGCUACCAGUUUCCCAUCACAUACAACAACUCAGAAUCCAAAUACAAGUUUCACAUCUCAAACAACAUCUUCUGAACCAACAACGAGUUUCACAUCACAUACUACAAGUCAUAAACCAACUACUAGUUUCACAUCACAUACGACAACUCCCGAGCCAACUACUAGCUUCACAUCAUAUGCAGCAACUCCAGAGACAACUACAAAUUUGACAUCACAUACGACAACUCCCGAGCCAACUAGUAGUUUCACAUCACAUACAACAACUGACAAUCCAACUACCACUUUCACAUCAUAUACAACUCCUGAACAAACCACAAGUUUUACAUUACACACAACAAAUCACAGUCCAAAUACAACUUUUCCAUCACACACAACAAUGCACAAUCCAACUGCAAGUUUUAAGUCACAUACGACAACCCCAGAGACAACUACCAGUUUCACAUCACAUACAACAACUCAGAAUCAAAAUACAAGUUUCACAUCUCAAACAACAUCUUCUGAACCAAAUACGAGUUUCACAUCACAUACUACAACUAACAAUCCAAAUACAAGUUUAAAGUCACAUAAAACAACUCCCACGCCAGGGACCAGUUUCACAUCACAUACGACAACCCCAGAGACAACUACCAGUUUCACAUCACAUACAACAACUCAGAAUACAAAUAUAAGUUUCACAUCUCAAACAACAUCUUCUGAACCAACAACGAGUUUCACAUCACAUACUACAAGUCAUAAACCAACUACUAGUUUCACAUCACAUACGACAACUCCCGAGCCAACUACUAGCUUCACAUCAUAUGCAGCAACUCCAGAGACAACUACAAGUUUGACAUCACAUACGACAACUCCCGAGCCAACUAGUAGUUUCACAUCACAUACAACAACUGACAAUCCAACUACCACUUUCACAUCAUAUACAACUCCUGAGCAAACAACAAGUUUUACAUUACACACAACAAAUCACAGUCCAAAUACAACUUUUCCAUCACACACAACAAUGCACAAUCCAACUACAAGUUUUAAGUCACAUACGACAACCCCAGAGACAACUACCAGUUUACCAGUUACAACAACUCAGAAUCCAAAUACAAGUUUCACAUCUCAAACAACAUCUUCUGAACCAACUAAGAGUUUCACAUCACAUACUACAAGUCAUGAACCAACUACAAGUUUCCCAUCACAUGCGUCAACUCCCGAGCCAACUACUAGCUUUACAUCAUAUGCAGCAACUCCAGAGACAACUACAAGUUUCACAUCACAUAUGACAACUCUCCAGCCAACUAGUAGUUUCACAUCACAUACAACAACUGACAAUCCAAAUACAAGUUUCACAUCUCAAACAACAAAUCAUAAACCAACUAAUAGUUUCACAUCACAUGCUUCAACUCCGGAGCCAGCUACCAGUUUCCUAACACAUACAACAACUAACAAUCCAACUACAAGUUUCACAUCACAUACGACAACUCCCGAGCCAACUACUAGCUUCACAUCAUAUGCAGCAACUCCAGAGAAAACUACAAGUUUCACAUCACAUACGACAACUCUCGAGCCAACUAGUAGUUUCACAUCACAUACAACAACUGACAAUCCAACUACCACUUUCACAUCAUAUACGACAACUCCUGAACAAACCACAAGUUUUACAUCACACACAACAAAUCACAAUCCAAAUUCAAAUUUCCCAUCACACACAACAACUCACAAUCCAACUACAAGUUUCAAGUCACAUAUGACAACCCCAGAGACAACUACCAGUUUCACAUCACAUACAACAACUCAGAAUCCAAAUACAAGUUUCACAUCUCAAACAACAUCUUCUGAACCAACUACGAGUUUCACAUCACAUACUACAAGUCAUAAACCAACUACUAGUUUCACAUCACAUGUGUCAACUCCCGAGCCAACUACCAGUUUCCCAUCACAUACAACUCACUAUCCAAAUACAAGUUUCACAUCUCAAACAACAUCUUCUGAACCAACUACGAGUUUCACAUCACAUACUACAAGUCAUAAACCAACUACUAGUUUCACAUCACAUGCGUCAACUCCGGAGCCAGCUACCAGUUUCCCAUCAAAUACAACAACUAACAAUCCAACUACAAGUUUCACAUCACAUACGACAACUGACAAUCCAACUACCACUUUCACAUCAUAUACGACAACUCCUGAACAAACCACAAGUUUUACAUCACACACAACAAAUCACAAUCCAAAUUCAAAUUUCCCAUCACACACAACAACUCACAAUCCAACUACAAGUUUCAAGUCACAUACGACAACUCCCGAGACAACUACCAGUUUCACAUCACAUACAACAACUCACAAUCCAGCUACCACUUUCACAUCAUAUACGACAGCUCCUGAACAAACCAAAAGUUUUACAUCACUCACAACAACUCACAAUCCAAAUUCAAAUUUCCCAUCACACACAACAACUCACAAUCCAACUCCCGAGCCAAAUACCAGUUUCCCAUCACAAACGACAACUCAUAACCCAACUACAGGUUUCACAUCACAUACAUCAACUCCCGAGCCAACUACAAGUUUCACAUCACAUACGACGGCUCCCAAUCCAACUACUAAUUUCACAUCACAUACAAGUCCCGAGCCAAAUACUAGUUUCCUAUCACAUACAACUUAUAAUCCAGCAACAAGUUUUAAGUCACAUAUGACAACUCCCAAGCCAACUACUAUUUUCACAACAAGUACGACAACUGACAAUCAAACUACCAGGUUCACAUCACAUACGACAACUUCCAAACCAACUACAAGUUUGACAUCACAUACGAUAACUCCCAAGCCAACUAUGAAUUUCACAUCACAUACGACAACUCCUGAGCCAACUACUACUUUCACGUCACAUACAAUAGCUCACAAUUCAGCUACCAGUUUCCCAUCACAUACAACAACUCCCAAGGCAAAUACUAGUUUCACAUCACAUACAACAACUGACAAUCCUACUACUACUCUCUCAUCACAUUCAACAACUCUUGAGCAAACUACAAGUUUCAAGUCACAUACGACAUCUUCCAAGCCAACUACGCGUUUCACAUCACAUACAUCAACUCCCGAGCCAACUACAAGUUUCAAGUCACAUACGACAUCUCCCAAACAAAAUACCAGUUUCACAUCACAUUUGACAACUCACAAUCCAACUACUAAUUACACAUCACAUGCGACAACUCUCAAUCCAACUACUGAUUUCACAUCACAUACAAGUCCCGAGCCAACUAGUAGUUUCACAUCACAUACAACAACUGACAAUCCAACUACCACUUUCACAUCAUAUACGACAACUCCUGAACAAACCACAAGUUUUAAAUCACACACAACAAAUCACAAUCCAAAUUCAAAUUUCCCAUCACACACAACAACUCACAAUCCUACUACAAGUUUCAAGUCACAUACGACAACUCCCGAGACAACUACCAGUUUCACAUCACAUACAACAACUCACAAUUCAGCUACCACAUUCACAUCAUAUACGACAACUCCUGAACAAACCACAAGUUUUACAUCACACACAACAAAUCACAAUCCAAAUUCAAAUUACCCAUCACACACAAUAACUCACAAUCAAACUCCCGAGCCAAAUACCAGUUUCACAUCACAUACAACAACUCACAAUCCAGCUACCACUUUCACAUCAUAUACGACAACUCCUGAACAAACCACAAGUUUUACAUCACACACAAUAAAUAACAAUCCAAAUUCAAAUUUCCCAUCACACACAAUAACUCACAAUCCAACUCCCGAGCCAAAUACCAGUUUCCCAUCACAUACAACAACUCCCAAGGCAAAUACUAGUUUCACAUCACAUACAACAAUUGACAAUCCUACUACCACUUUCUCAUCACAUUCAACAACUCUUGAGCAAACUACAAGUUUCAAGUCACAUACGACAUCUUCCGAGCCAACUACGCGUUUAACAUCACAAGCGACAACUCAUAACCCAACUAUAAGUUUCACAUCACAUACAUCAAUUCCCGAGCCAACUACAAGUUUCACAUCACAUGCGAAAACUCACAAUCCAACUACUAAUUUCACAUCACAUGCGACAACUCACAAUCCAACUACUGAUUUCACAUCACAUACAAGUCCUGAGCCAACUACUAGUUUCACAUCACAUACGACAACUCUCGAGCAAACCACAAUUUUAAAAUCACAUACGACAACUCCUGAGCCAACUACAAGUUUCACAUCACAUACAACAAUUCCUGAGCCAACUACUACUUUCACGUCACAUACGACAACUGACAAUCCAACUACCAGUUUCACAUCACAUUCAAUUCCCAAGCCAACUACUAGUUUCCCAUCACAUACAACAGACAAUCCAACAAGUUUUAAGUCAACACAUACAACAAAUAACAAUUCAACUACCAGUUUCACAUCACAUUCAACAACAAAUCAUAAACCAACUACUAGUUUCACAUCACUUGCGUCAACUCUGGAGCCAGCUACCAGUUUCCUAUCACAUACAACAACUAACAAUCCAACUACCACUUUCACAUCAUAUACGACAACUCCUGAACAAACUACUAGCUUCACAUCAUAUGCAGCAACUCCAGAGACAACUACAAGUUUCACAUCACAUACGACAACUCCGAGCCAACUAGUAGUUUCACAUCACAUACAACAACUGACAAUCCAACUACCACUUUCACAUCAUAUACGACAACUCCUGAACAAACCACAAGUUUUACAUCACACACAACAAAUCACAAUCCAAAUUUCCCAUCACACACAACAACUCACAAUCCAACUACAAUGACAACUCCCAAGCCAACUACUAUUUUCACAACAAGUAUGAAAACUGACAA